UCAAUUCCUAGCUAGCUUCUAAGUUAAAAAUAAACAUGUCUUCAAAAACUUUCCUUUUUCUUGCCCUAGCUUUUGCAGUUGUUCUUCUCAUUACCUCUGAAGUGGCUGCUACGAGAGAGGUGGCUGCGACUCAUGAAAGUGUAACAGAUGCCGAUUAUCACCACAAACUUGAUGGACGUGGUGGUUAUAACGACAAGCCUACGGCUGAAGAUGAUGAGGGUGGUAGUGCAGGUGACAAGGACCCUGACAUAGAAGCACGAUGCAGGUACCGUUGCUGUAGUUACAGCCCAAGAGGAUGGUGCAUUAGGUGCUGCCGCACUUAUGCAGAGGCUGUCGCGUUUGAACAAACUCGAAACUAAUUAAAUAAUAUGAAAGAUGGUCAAGCUAGCAUAAAUUAUGUAUUAAGUACUAAUAUAUGUUUGGGUAUGUAAUAAGUGGAACGUACGUCUUCUUAACUUCUUUGAAAAGAAGUAGUACGAAC
This is a messenger RNA of Erigeron canadensis, 481 nucleotides long. RefSeq names its product glycine-rich protein-like. Lineage: Eukaryota; Viridiplantae; Streptophyta; Magnoliopsida; Asterales; Asteraceae. The record is from RefSeq and is a predicted model, not a curated record. The transcript is spliced from 2 exons. Bases 36 to 359 code for a protein of 107 amino acids.